CACCCCGCAGCUGAAAGCUCAACAUUCCAAGCCCAGCCAAGCCAUCAUUUUAGAUCUGCUAUCAGCGUUGUCCCAAGAGUUUUCUUUCACCUUGUGCAUUCUAAGUUCUCCCUUGACCAAUGCAAAAUGUCAUUUUCGUAUGGCGUUUCUGUGGCGUUUUGCCUAGUCUGCACGUUGUAGCGAGCUGAACAUUCCGAGCAUGGGAUACGAUGUUUGCUCCGCAAUGAAACAUCCAAACAGGCGUUAGAUAAAUUCAGCUGGCUGAAAUCGGGCUGGCUGUGGCUGAGUGGCAUUGACGGCUUAUUUAUAAUUACUCUCCUCUAAGCGUCCUUCGUAAGAUUCCUCUCCUUGACGAUUUCUUAGAAACCCCGUUUCUUGCUCUGCACAAGAGUCAAUUGCUUUCUCCCUUCUAUUCUACUCUACCUCUUCUUCUUUCCUUCAAUAUUGUUAUCUUUCCAUUGCCAUGAUGCAUCUUUCCACAGUCCUUCUACUAGCCACUGCGGUCAGCACAAACGCUCAAUCCCUCCUCGAGGCGAUCUCCCAUAUCACCGAACUCUCCAACUUUACCGCUUUCUACUCCGCCAACGAAGCUUUCGCAAAUGCGCUCUUCGGAAAUGAGUCUCUCUACCCAAUCACUGUUCUCGUUCCCAACAACAAGGCCUUCGCCGCAUACCAGGAGAAAUAUGGCAUCUCCCUCACCGACGCAUCACCCCAGGCCCUUCUCCCUCUCGUUCAGUACCACACCCUUGUCAGCAGUUUGAAUAAAGACAAUUUCACAAGCGGGUCCGGAGCCACGACUCCCACGCUGCUAGUCGACAAACAAUACAACAACCGCUCCGUCGGAACCUCAAUGGCCGCAAAAUACGGUGGCGCCGAACGAUCAUCCGGCCAAGUCGUUUUCAUAAAACAGACCUCAGGCUCAACCUCCAAAUUCCGGCUUUCUCGCCAAGCAGGCGGAUCCACCGAAUCCGUCCGCUCUGGUCUCUCAUCCUCCGUCAACAUGACCGCGCUUGACGACAGCGAAAACACUUGGAAAGGCGGCAAAUUUCACAUCAUUGACGGACUCUUGACCCCACCAGACCUCUGCGCCACCACCAUCCGCGGUGCAGGACUCUCAUCCCUGGACAACGCACUCAACCGCACGAGCCUUUGGGGCGCACUCGACGGGACUGCGAAUCUGACGUGUUUGGGGCCGAAUAAUGAGGCGUUCAAGUCUGCAGGGAAUGCAGAUUCGACGCUGAAUACCACGGAUUUGACGGGCGCCAUUUUGUUUCAUACGUUGCCGGAGGUGGCGUAUAGUGAUUACUUGAGUGAUGGGCAGGAGUUUAAGAGUUUACAGAAUAUGACGGUCAGGGUGAAGGUUGAGGGUGAGGGGAGUGAGAGGCAGAUUUGGUUUAAUAACGCAAAGGUUGUGGAUGCUAACGUUUUGACUCAUAACGGCCUCAUGCACGUCCUAGAUAGCGUUAUGAAGCCGCUCGAGGAAUUAAAUGCAACCGCAUCUGCAUCUCCAUCCAGCACACAGAAGCCGACGGCCACCGCCUCAAACACAGCAUCUGCGGCUGCAAGCUCGACAGGCGCUGCAGUUGCUAACGUGAUGAGCAGGAGUGUCUGGGGACUAGGACUGUUGGGAGCCGUGAUGGUGAUGUUUUGAUGAGAUCUGG
Molecule: messenger RNA, 1661 nt
Organism: Lindgomyces ingoldianus
Lineage: Eukaryota; Fungi; Ascomycota; Dothideomycetes; Pleosporales; Lindgomycetaceae
Product: FAS1 domain-containing protein
Exons: 2
Coding region: 464-1651 (395 amino acids)
Source: RefSeq, a predicted model, not a curated record